AUGGCUUCAGGAGAUGUUGCAUCAGAUGAAAGUCUUUAUCCAAUAGCUGUUUUAAUUGAUGAACUUCGUAAUGAAGAUGUUCAAUUACGUUUAAAUAGCAUAAAAAAACUAUCCACUAUUGCAUUGGCACUAGGUGUUGAAAGAACUCGAUCUGAGCUUAUUCCAUUUUUGACUGAUACAAUUUAUGAUGAGGAUGAAGUUCUAUUAGCAUUAGCUGAACAAUUAGGAACAUUUACACAACUUGUUGGUGGUGAAACUUACGUUCAUGUUUUAUUGCCACCAUUAGAAAGUUUAGCUCAAGUUGAAGAAACAAUUGUACGUGAUAAAGCUGUUGAAUCACUUCGUAUAUUAGCACCACAACAUUCAACAACAGAUUUAGAAACAUAUUUUGUACCAACUGUUAAACGUUUAGCACAAGGUGAUUGGUUUACAUCACGUACAUCAGCAUCAGGUCUUAUAUCUGUUUGUUAUGCACGUGUUUCAAAUCAUGUUAAAGGCGAAUUACGACAGUAA
Rotaria sp. Silwood2 is the source of this 513-nucleotide messenger RNA. The record is from the annotation of a GenBank genome assembly. NCBI's taxonomy places the organism in Eukaryota, Metazoa, Rotifera, Eurotatoria, Philodinida, Philodinidae.